Dermacentor albipictus is the source of this 5442-nucleotide messenger RNA. It is a transcript of the gene Mvd, whose product is annotated as mevalonate diphosphate decarboxylase. The record is from RefSeq and is a predicted model, not a curated record. Gene Ontology annotation, biological process: isoprenoid biosynthetic process; isopentenyl diphosphate biosynthetic process, mevalonate pathway. Gene Ontology annotation, cellular component: cytosol. NCBI's taxonomy places the organism in Eukaryota, Metazoa, Arthropoda, Arachnida, Ixodida, Ixodidae. Gene Ontology annotation, molecular function: diphosphomevalonate decarboxylase activity; ATP binding.
UUAUGACGUAUCUGUGGCACGAAAAUUAACAUUUCCUCAUUCGUGCGUGUCUCGCAACUUUCAUGUCUGUGCAAUAUACUUAAGGAAAGAGCGCUUGAGCUUGAGUGCUUGUUUCGCUUCGUUCACUUGCAUGCUGCUGCGGUUUGUGCACUAGUCAGAAUGGACCACGUAACCAAAAUUAAUGACGAAUUAUACAUGACAACCACCAAAGCGCCGGUUAACAUCGCUGUGAUUAAAUACUGGGGGAAAACCAAUGAAGACUUGAUAAUUCCUGCGAAUGAGUCGCUCAGCCUAACGUUGAGCACUGAACACUUGUGUGCAACAACCACAGUUGCAGUUGGGAAGAAAUUUAGAGAGGAUAGAAUUUGGCUUAAUGGAAACUAUGUAUUUUCUCACUCUAGAGAGGAAUUAAUACAUUCACCAAGACUGCAGAACUGCCUACAUGAAAUCCGCAAGAGGAGUCGAGAGUGCCUCCAUAAACACGACUUUCCUGACUAUGCGGAUUGGAACGUUCACAUAUGCUCUAUAAACAAUUUUCCAACAUCUGCAGGGCUGGCAUCAUCUGCUGCUGGCUAUGCAUGCUUAGUGCAAUCAUUAGGAACACUUUUUCAUAUUGAAGGGGACCUCUCUGGGAUUGCACGGCGAGGUUCAGGAAGUGCCUGCCGAAGCAUGUAUGGUGGUUUUGUGGCCUGGGUGAAGGGAAGUAAACCUGAUGGCUCAGAUUCUGUUGCAAAACAGAUUGCUUCGAGUGAUCAUUGGCCACAAAUGCGGGUGAUCAUUCUUGUGGCAAGUGAUGCUAAGAAAGACACAUCAAGUAGUCAUGGGAUGGCACGAACGAUGGAAACGAGUGCCUUGAUACAGGAAAGAGCCAGCAACAUUGUGCCACAGCGCAUGAAAGAUAUGGCAGAUGCUAUCCUUGAACAAGACUUCAACAAGUUUGCUGAAAUCACAAUGAAGGAAAGUAACCAGCUGCAUGCAGUGUGCCUGGAUAGUUAUCCACCCAUCCAUUAUAUGACCUCUGCAUCCUGGGAUGUUAUCAGCCUCGUUCACCGUUACAAUCGGUUCUAUGGCACUAACAAGCUGGCAUACUCUUUUGAUGCUGGUCCAAAUGCCUGCCUUUUUUUGUUGGAAGAAUCACUCCCUGAGGUGCUUGCCCUUAUUGAAUAUGCUUUUCCAACAAGUACAAAUGAAGUGGAUUUUUUCCGGGGCAGACCAGCAGUUAUUGGAAAGAUGUCACAGGAGCUUGUGGAGUACAUGGCCAUCAAUCCACAACGAGAUGCGAUCAAGUUUGCUAUCAUCACGCAUGUGGGUCACGGACCAGAGCCACUGGGCGAUCCUGAGGCACACCUUCUGGACAUUCAUGGUUAUCCGAAGUGAGCACACCACGAUGACUCAUGCGUGGAGAUACCUCAGUAAAAACAAAUAUGGCAUUAAUGGUUACAUUAUUGGUGACAAAAAUAGACCUUUUUGAUGAUCUAGCUUGAACUAACUUAACAAACUAAUAUAACAUGAUCAAAGUUUAAGCCUCAUACUUUUGCAAUGUUAUACCUUUAAUAUGAUGUAAUUCUAAAGUUUGCAGUGCUCUUAAACUUCUGAAACUACCCACUCGUACUCUCUUUAUCUUGUUUGAGAGGAACAGGUGAGUGUACGCACUCUCAAGUAGUAGCACCAUAAUGAGCCACUGAUUGUUUGUGUCAUUAAUACAACAGGUCACAGACCAAUGUCAAAAAACAAAACUUGACGUUUCGGGAUCUGUAUAUGUCCUUUGUUCACAAACUUACUAAUGGCAGGCCACUAGUAUUGGUCAACCUGUUGUAUUAACGAUGAUUUUACCUUCCCAGACUGUUUCAAUGAACUCUUGAUUAGUAGUACAUAUGUCUGUGUGUUUGACAGUUAUCUUUCUUAUGCUUAUUGUUAUGCAUGCACUUGUGCAUUAUCAGCUGUGCCAUGUGUUGUCUGCUAAGCUCAUAUUGCCUUUGCUGUACCUUCCUUAUUUGAGGUUUUGGCUAGAAUAUGUGUCUUUGAGGUAGAAAAUGAAUGGACGAGCAGGACCAGCAGCUCGUCUGCUAAGUGCCUAUGCAAAAGUGGUUACCAUGUCAACACUUGCAGGCCAGUUGAGAGACAGUGUUGUAGAGGCAUACAAUGUGCAGUAUUCAGGGUGAAUGGACACGCUAUCAUGUUCCACUAAGAAUGGCAGCAACUACAAGCGUACACUGUGUUAGUUUCAACACCCAAUCAGUUACUGCAGUGACCUCAUUAGAGAGAACAAAGUGUAACACUCAAAACGCAAACUUUUCUUCAAUGAGUAAAAGCACUACCAUUACUGCAUAGCAUGUAGUGGGAUUUACCUAGAGCUUUGUCUCUCUCUCUCUCUCUCCAAGAACAUCCUGUUCCUUGAUGACACCAAUCAGCUACUUGCUGUGGCCUCUUAGUUUGACAGCUUCUUCUGUGUUGUUGACUAUGUGCCCUGCUGGCACAUGUUCUUAGUGUGUCAUGUGAAGAGUGCCACUAAGCACCUAUAAGGCUGACCUCUCCUGCUUUCUCUGUAGAGGCUAGAUCCUCUGACCAUGUAAACCAACCAAACUGGGCCUAAAACUGUUAAGCAAUUAAAAUAUGUAUAGUUUUCUUUUUAUUCUCAGGCUGAAAACCAGUAUAGAAAAUUACAGUAACAAGACCCCAACUGUGCUCAUAUAGUGUUGGUGUUAAUGUACUAGUGCAUGCUUGACAAUGUGAGCUUAAGAGAAAGGAUGCCUUUUCAUACCUGAAUGUAUUGUUUGGAUACAAAGUACCAUGUAUUCACAAGUUCACUCUAACCAACAUAAAAAUCUAUGCUUCAAGCUGCAUGCACAUUUAUAAUUUGCACAGUAUAUGUCUCUCUUGUGCUGUUUAUCAUAUCUGCAGAUGUUGCUUUUCUUAUCUAUGUUAUGCUUUGUGCAUUGUGCACACAUAAGUAUUUGUUGCUACAUAAUGCUUGCUUAGAAUUUGUGUUCAUGUAUGCCCUAGGCAAAAGUUAUAAAAAUGGUUUAUAAUAACCAUACAACGCACUUUAUUAUGUUGUGAUCCUGUUUGUGGAAGCUUCAUUUUCAAUGAAUAAUGUAACAAUGUUCAAUGAGCAUUGUUACAUUAAGCAAUAAUACUUGUUCAGCUCUUCAUGUGCAAGUGAUUUAUGUAUAAAGACGUAAUCCUCAGAUUUCUUGGUUCAAAUGUGCCACUUCAUAAGUUCACCAUAUAACAUGUUUAACUUUAUUGCAAUCGAAAUCCUUCUUUAUGUUAAUCGUGACAUUGCAAAACUGCAUUGUGCUACAGUACUGUUACUUACCUUUUGCAAAUAAGUUCCUACCCGCCGUGGUAGCUUAGUGGCUAUGGUGUUGCACUCCUAAGCAAGAGGUUGUGGGAUCAAAUCCUGGCCACGGCGGCCGCAUUUCAAUUGGGGCGAAAUGCAAAAUCGCCAUUGUCCCAUGCAUUGGGGGCACAUUAAAGAUCCCCUGGUGGUCAGAAUUAAUCCGUAGUCCCCCACUACAGUGUGCCUCAUAAUCAAAUUGUGGUUUUGGCACAUAAAACCCCAGAAUUCAUUCAAAUCAGUUCCUCAUUAUGCUUCUUUUUCUGUGAAGCAUGCAGUAUUGAACAAGCUAUUUGAUGUUUAUACCGCGUUAUCUAUUUUAAUGAAAACAUAUUUUUAAAAUUCACCAAUGAUUACAAUACUCCCUAAUGCAAAAUUUGAGCGCAGCUUUAUAAGCGUUUUCAUUUUGCGAUGUAUUGGCUGUGCAAUCCGGACUGGACAAUCUGUCUCGUGCGGCACGUUGUAAAUGGAGCGAAGUGUUGCAAAACAAGUAACACUCUAGCACAAUGAUAGUGGCGAGCAGAGUUGGCAAUCGGCGAAAAUCUGAUCAGCAGGCCAAGCGUGUUGGCUUUUAUACAUGAUUCGUUGAAGGUUCCAGUGUAAUCGCUGUUGCCCACGUGGCUUCCAGAAAGUACUACACAAUUUGCGUUGCACAUACAGGCGCAUUACAAAUACUAUGGUGCCAUCUCGUAGUGUCAUGCGGCACUCUCCUUUCCUCCUCACUCUUUCGUCACACUCUCAUCCUCUGCUUUCCUCCCCGCACUCUCUUCCUUUAUCUCCCACUGCACUCCGCGUUCGUUUUCAUGUUUGGCUGUUCUCAUUCGCUUGGUUUCUAGGGACAACACUGACGCUCGCUGCAGGAACGGCUGCCUAAGAGCUGUGCUUCAAAAAAUGAGGUUUAACUGUUGCAAGGAUGCUUUCUCCACUGCACAUUCCUUCAGCACAGCGGACACUCGGUGGGAAAGUAGCUGUCGCCGUCCGUUUGCUUAUCAACUAAAAUUCGUUAACUUCUCAGUUACAAGUUUUAAGGCCCAUGUUACAAUGGCCCUGUUGCAGUGGGGGGCACCGCAGGAGAUUAGAGCAAUUUACGCAAUCUAAAAAACUCUAUUCGUUGGUGAGAUAUUCUUCAAUGAAAAUUUGCCUUUUUUUACUCCAUUAUCGAAACAAGGUACACAAACAGUGCCAGAAGCACUACCGAAGUUAUUCUUAAUGCUCUCAUGAUGUAGAACAGCUUGCUGCGAUCUGCUAUGGCAUUCAAUCUAUCAUAGUGUGUUUGUACUCCAAGGGAUGGCAGGUCGCCAAGACGAUCUUCGAGAAGUAAGACGAAGGCGUGUUCAUGUGAUUCAUUUAUGUAAGGAAACCAAACGAGGCUUCAAGCAUCACAUAUCCAGUGCUUCUGGUGCCCUUCUUGUGCCCAGUUUUGGUAUCGGAGCGAGGAAAAGUGAAUUUUCACUUAUGAAUUAAUGGCACUCAAUGGAUUAUGGCACAAUGGAUUAUGGCACAAUUAAUGGCACUUUUAAAGUCGCAUAAGUUGCUUUUCCAUCCUGUAGCAUUUUCCUCUAAUACUAUCGUUGCAACGUGGGUAUUAAAGCCAGACAUUCAAAAGUUAAUGUACAAUAAUUCGUUAAUUAGCAAAUGGGCUGUGACAGCUAUGCUGAAAGAAUAGUAAAGAAAGCAUCAUCACAUCGAUUAGAUAUUAUUUUUAGAAAAUCUGUUUUCAUUAAAACAGAUCACCCUGUAUAUAGGUGUUCAAAUUUAAAGCUGCCUGAUCGGAACAUAAUGUUUGCCAUGAACUGUGCAUAAAUGACCUUUCUAGCGGGAUGCUCUCGUGUAGCGAUGGUCGGUAUAAACCAUUUUCACACCUACUCGCAUUCUCUGCUUGUUGGUAGCAGUGCCUGGUAAGCUUGAUUGUGCACAAUCAUCUUACACCUUAUUUCACUUGCAAGGCACAAAAGAAUAAUGAUGUGCUCAUUUGUAACUUUUUUUACCCUGUUUGGUGAUAGGAAGCUUGAUACUUUUAUUUCAGCCAAUACAAAGGGAUCUUAACAAAUUGACCAUUGUAAUUCAUUUUUUAUGCAAUAAAAUCCAUGUGUAUGCCUUGA